UCAUAUUUUGUACCGCUCUGCGGUACAUCUAGUCUGAGUUCUAACUCACACACGUUAAAUGUGUCAUGCCAAACCUUGAGGUGGCGAUAGAGACAAGCCAAAUGCGAGUCAAAACACCACAGUGGAAGGGUAGCCUGCCUACACACAGGCAAAAAAGAUUACAGUUGAGUGGUUUCAGAAUAAUUUGACAAUUUACUGACUCGUCUGUGUUACAGUAACAGCAGUUAUUCUUCAUAAGCGGUCAUCUGAUAUUUGGUUUGUUUGCAGCUGCAAUGUCAUGAAAAUGUAGGGACGUCAUGUAUCGUUACAAUAAGUUAAUUUUGGUUGCUGUGCCUGCAUAUGCCCUUUACGCCAUCUGUUCAAACUUAUAUAAGUCAUUCAGACGGAACAAAUGUGUAGUUUUCGAAUCCAAGAAAACCCUUCCGUGUUACCUGUACCUUUACGGCAGGUACAAAAUUCAGUCGUUCCGUAAACGGAAGGGUCAGUUGUAUCCUCACAGGCACAAAACUGUAAACCCCACGUUCACUAUUCUCAACUGCAGUUUGGAGGUGGAUGAUGUACGAUGGUACUGCUGGGCAGCCGGGUAUGGUUGGGACUACCCAGACAGUGUCUUCAGGGACAUCCCACUGUGUUUCUGUGACGUCCUUUGUUGUCGGUUGCUGGCAAUGGUAAUAUCCUCCGAUGAUUUCAGGUUAAACCCUCAAGGGGCUGAUGCUGUACGAGCUCCACUGUCCGUGUCAGUCCAGUUCAAGCAGCCACUGGUGCUGCCAAGAAAGGUCAUCUUCCAUUUUUGGCAAGCCACAGAUGAGAGCUGCCAGCUGCCUGUGUGCAGGUUUCAGCUUCAGGAUUGCAGAGGAACCUCCUACAUCUUGGGAGAUAUAAUCAAGGAACCUGGCUGAUGGACUGGAUAACUGAAAUUACACUCAUUGUUAUGAUCAUUACCAACACUUAAUGGCUGACGCUUAGCGUUUGGAAUAAUUCAGGGAACAGAUUUAUUUUUUACCAAGUAAAUACUGAGCUGUUCCUUACAUCCUGUGGUUAUCAACUUAACAUCAUAUCCAAGGACAAAAUAAUCCACAACCUUUUGUUCAUGGAACCUAAAUCUCGUGAAAGAUUCCAUAUGCUUUACUGGGAGAAUAGCCGGCCGUUUCAACCAAUUAAGAUGUGACAGCUGUAAUCCAACAUAGUAUAUAUGGCAGGGCUCUGUUUGGAAAGAUUGACCAUGGUGACAGAAGACAAAUCAAGGGAAGGCAACAUGGCCAAAAGCACAAAGACAUCAAAAGUGACAAAAUUUUCUGGUGCCAUAACUGGGGGCCAUCGAGAGGUGACCCAGAGGACUGCAAAGCUUUAUGACGACAGGGAGAAGGUGAUCUAUGAGGAAAGCCUGGGGGAAUCCUCCUGCACUGGAACAGAAGAGGGUGGAGAUGAUAAGGAGGACAGGUGGCACAAGAUCGUGCCACCGACAGAGAUAGCAUCCAAUGGCACAAUUCCAUCAGACAUGAGAGAAAAGUCCGUUCACGAAGAGGCCAGUCCAGUGGUCAUAUGUGACCUACGACUAAGAGGGUCAAGUGGGCAGGUCUGGAGUGGGACGGAGGAUGACAUCACAGAGGAGCCGGACUUGACCUCCGUGGAGAGGUCUUCCUCACUGUCCUUCCUGGACUGGCAGAACAGGGAUGACUCGGACGUGCAGACUACGCUGGCCAUCGAGGUGGACAUCAACAAGACGGAGGUGGUCCUGAUCGACGAGGACGACGACAUGUCCCUGAGGGAGAAGACGGUGACGGACGUCUCGAUGAUGGACGGGAACGCAGCGGAGCUCGUGUGCGGGAGACUCCUGUCCAUUUCCACAAACUCGUCCUCUGAGUGCAAGCAGGAGAGCCUAGCUGCCGAGACUCCACUACCGGCCAGUGAUGAAAUCAAAAAGCGCCGUUGUUGUUUUUGCACAAUUCUAUGAAUGCUUUGUAUUCUUGCACAUGGAAGGGCGCACUGAUGCACAUGUAAACACCCUGCACUUUCACCAAUUUUUUUUUUUAUUGUGAGGUGGGACUCACUUUUAGCUUGGCUUUGUUUCAUUUAUAUUUUGAGCAAGCUUACUUAACUCAUUGAAUGCCAAGCUGUUUUCGGAAGCUUUGUCCUAGAGUGCCAGCAAUCUAGACCAUUGUUGAUGAUUUUUGUACAGCCACAGCAU
This is a messenger RNA of Alosa alosa (allis shad), 2188 nucleotides long. Its product is annotated as paralemmin-2. The coding region runs from base 1193 to 1954 and encodes 253 amino acids. Lineage: Eukaryota; Metazoa; Chordata; Actinopteri; Clupeiformes; Clupeidae. The transcript is spliced from 7 exons. The record is from RefSeq and is a predicted model, not a curated record.